GAGGUUCCCGGGGACGUGGCAUGGGCCGCGGACGAGGUCGCGGCAGGGGACGAGGCGGGAGAGGCCCCGUCAGUCGCAGAGAUGCCUUCCAAUCCUCCCGAGUCGACGAGAUUGAAUCCGAAGGCUCUUCCGAAGGUGAGGAUGGCUCGGGGGACGAGUCCAUGGAGAACGACAUCGCCGACGAUCAACAGAUGGACGAGGGGUCGUCCAGCGACGAGGACGAGGAUCAGCAGAAGGGACGUUCCUACAACGAAUUGCUACAGCUCCUGAACGCAUCCACCGACUCCAAGGGCCCGGCUCGUAAGAAGAGAAAGGUCGACCAUCGAGACUCCGAGAAGAUUGCAGUUGUCGCGGACGAGGAGGAGGAGGAGGAGGUGCCCGAAGAGGACGACUUGGAACAGCAGGAACCUUCCGACGAAGAGGACAACGGCAAUGCCCCCGAGGAGGAUGCAGGAUUGCAAUUGGAUAGUGACGAUGAAGACGAUAAUGAUCCUUUCGACACACACUUUUCGAUCCCGAAGGAAGACGAGCUCACUCAGAAAAUCAAGGCCAUCGGGGAAAACAAAUGGAAGACCACUAAGAAGGAGCUUCCCGAGGAACUGAAGUUUGUGCGCUCGGUGCCGGAUACCGGCGACGAAGCGUCCUGGCUCCCCGCCAUGAAGAACAUCUCAAGCGCCAAGCUCAAACGGAAACUCAAAGCUCCUGCCGCGGAAAAUAUCCCUGAGAUCAGUGGCCAGGCCCAGCAGCUCGCCCCGUACAUCUUCGGCUACCAGGACGUGCUCUACGGAGCCCGGUCCACCUCCAACGUGGCCCAGAUGCGGGACCUGCUGGCUCUCCAUGCCACGAACCAUGUGCUCAAGACCCGCGACCGGGUGCUCAAGAACAACGCCCGCCUGGCCAAGGAGCAGGACGCCGACCUCGACGUCCGAGACCAGGGGUUCACUCGGCCCAAGGUCCUGUAUCUGCUGCCGACCAAGCAGGCGUGUGUGCGGGCGGUCGAGUCGAUCGCGCGCUUCUUCCAGCCCGAGCAACAGGAGAACAAGAAGCGCCUCACGGACACGUUCUCUUCCACCGACGACCAGUCGUGGGAGAACAAGCCGGAUGAUUUCCGGGACCUGUUCGGCGGGAACGACGACGACAUGUUCCGCCUGGGGCUGAAGUUCACCCGCAAGACGGUCAAGUACUUUGCGCAGUUCUACACCUCCGACAUGAUCCUCGCCAGUCCCUUGGGUCUGCGCACGAUCAUGGAUCAAGCCGAUGUGAAGAAGCGGGACCACGACUUCCUGUCGUCGAUCGAGGUGGUGAUCGUCGACCACGCCGAUGCCCUCCAGAUGCAGAACUGGGACCACGUUGACUACAUCCUCAAGCACCUCAACCUGCAGCCCCGGGAGGCGCACGGGUGCGACUUCAGCCGCGUGCGGACGUGGUACCUGGACAACAACGCGCGCUACAUGCGGCAGCUGAUCAUGCUGUCGUCGUUCGUCACGCCGGAGAUCAACUCGGUGUUCUCGGGGCACAUGCACAACGUGUCGGGCAGGGUCAAGGCGACGCCGAUCCACGCGGGGGCGAUCGGGGAGCUGCCCCUGCCGGUGUCGGUCAAGCAGACGUUCUCGCGCUUCGACUGCCUCUCGCCGGCGAAAGACCCGGACGCGCGGUUCAAGCACUUCACGACGACGGUGCUGUCGACGCUGGUGCGCGACAUCGCGUCGGGGCGCGGCAAGGCCAGCGGGGGCGGCACGCUGGUCUUCAUCCCGUCGUACCUGGACUUUGUGCGGGUGCGCAACUACUUCGCGACGUCGGCGCAGACGACCAACGUCUCGUUCGGGGCCAUCUCGGAGUACACGGAGAUGCGGGAGGCGACGCGGGCGCGCACGCACUUCAUGAACGGGCGGCAGUCGGUGCUGCUGUACUCGGAGCGCCUGCACCAUUUCCGGCGGUACCAGAUCCGCGGGGUCAAGCGCAUCAUCAUGUACGGGGUGCCGGAGAACCCGAGGUUCUACGGCGAGAUCGUGGGCUUCCUGGGGCUGGAUCCGGCGGCGGUGGUGGAGGCGGCGGAGGGAGGCGUGCGGGCAUUGUUCUCCAAGUGGGAUGCGCUGAAGCUGGAGCGCAUCGUCGGGACAAAGCGCGUGGGGAAUAUGUUGCGCGAGAAGGGAGGGGAUACCUUUACGUUUAUGUAGAGGGAUGAUGUAUAUAGUAGUUAGUAUAAUCCGUUGUGUAUAAAAAGACAUGUCUCAUCCACGGCUUUUCUUCGACUGAUUGUAUCCGCAGUGGCUACUCUGUAGAAUGGAAUGAUUAGGGCUCGGGGUUUGCGCACAGACUGCAUAGUUCAGUUACAGCUCCUGAUAGCCUGGGUAACUCCUGAUCAGCACCAUCUCGUAUAAAUUCCUUCCUUUUGCAGCCUGAGUGGUGCCUUGGAAGGUCACACGAGGGGGGCCGAUUAGUCAUCAGGCAUGCACUUCAGCCGAUCGUCGCCGGGACUAGUCCUAUUCCAGUCUGUC
This is a messenger RNA of Aspergillus heteromorphus CBS 117.55, 2498 nucleotides long. Its product is annotated as UTP25 family protein. NCBI's taxonomy places the organism in Eukaryota, Fungi, Ascomycota, Eurotiomycetes, Eurotiales, Aspergillaceae. Gene Ontology annotation, molecular function: U3 snoRNA binding; rRNA binding. Gene Ontology annotation, cellular component: small-subunit processome; nucleolus. Gene Ontology annotation, biological process: maturation of SSU-rRNA from tricistronic rRNA transcript (SSU-rRNA, 5.8S rRNA, LSU-rRNA). Bases 21 to 2177 code for a protein of 718 amino acids. The transcript has 5 exons. The record is from RefSeq and is a predicted model, not a curated record.